AUGUCAGCCAUCAGAAGGAAAUUCGGUGAGGAAUACCAGGUAGUGAACACAACCCGAGCUGCGUCUUUCCCAGCGCCGGCCAGGCGCAAGCGGCAGCGCUUCGUGGAGAAGAACGGGCGCUGUAACGUGCAGCACGGCAACCUGGGCGGCGAGACGAGCCGCUACCUCUCGGACCUGUUCACCACGCUGGUGGACCUGAAGUGGCGCUGGAACCUGCUCAUCUUCCUGCUCACCUAUACGGUCGCGUGGCUCGUCAUGGCAUCCAUGUGGUGGUUGAUCGCAUACGCACGUGGAGACCUCGGACGCGGCCACGACCCCGAGUACACACCGUGCGUGGCCAACGUGUACAACUUCCCCUCCGCCUUCCUCUUCUUCAUCGAAACCGAGGCCACUAUCGGCUACGGCUAUCGCUACAUUACAGAGAAGUGCCCCGAGGGCAUCAUCCUCUUCCUGUUCCAGUCGCUGCUCGGCUCCAUCGUGGACGCCUUCCUCAUCGGCUGCAUGUUCAUCAAGAUGUCGCAGCCGAAGAAGCGCGCCGAGACGCUCAUGUUCAGCCAGGACGCCGUGAUCUCACAGCGGGACGGCAAACUGUGCCUCAUGUUCCGCGUGGGGAACCUCAGGAACAGCCACAUGGUGUCGGCUCAGAUCAGGUGCAAGCUCAUCAAGUCUCGUCAGACACCUGAGGGGGAGUUUCUGCCCUUGGACCAAAGAGAGCUGGACGUUGGGUUUGGAACGGGCGCUGACCAACUCUUCCUGGUCUCUCCUCUCACCAUCUGCCAUGAGAUUAAUCCCAAGAGCCCGUUCUUCGACCUCUCACAGCGCUCACUCAUGAGUGAGCAGUUUGAGAUUGUUGUUAUCCUUGAAGGGAUAGUGGAAACCACAGGUAUGACGUGCCAGGCUCGGACAUCUUACACAGAGGAUGAGGUGUUGUGGGGGCACCGCUUCCUUCCUGUCAUGUCUUUGGAGGAAGGUUUUUUCCGAGUGGACUAUUCGCAGUUCCACAGCACCUUUGAAGUGCCCACACCUCCCUACAGUGUAAAGGAACAGGAAGAAUCAUCUUGCCUGCCUUCUCCUGCACCCCCUCUCACCCCAACACCAGGAGAUCCACGAAGCCGCAGAGAGCGCAUCUUCUCCCUUGAUGGUGCCUCCCACACUGAAGGAACGGCUUCUAGAUUGCCCAGCAAGCUCCAGCGUAUGAGCUCCAGAAAUGGUAAAGAGGCCGGGAAAGCCAGCAGUACACAAGCAGCUGAAAAAUUAUCCAACACCGGCGACUCCCUGCGCUCGUCAGCUAGGCUGGAGGAGUCCAACAACCAGAUGAAGGCAGAGCCACACGUCCUGUCAGCAGGAGAGCUGGAGCAUCACAGACUGCCUCUAAUACCUACUCCAGUGCCAGGGUCCAACCUCAACCAGUUGCCAGUGGUUGGCGGCCGGCCCGAGGACAACCUGCCUGAGAAGCUACGCAGGAUGAAUGUGGACCGCUGAGCCCUGAGCCACAACUCAGACCCAGACUGGUGAAUAGAAAGGCUUUGGGAAGGCAAAGCUAAUUCUGAAACACAGAUUCAAUACAGACUUUAGCUGGACUAUACUGUGAUUCUUUUAAAUUAUUACA
Molecule: messenger RNA, 1609 nt
Organism: Neoarius graeffei (lesser salmon catfish)
Lineage: Eukaryota; Metazoa; Chordata; Actinopteri; Siluriformes; Ariidae
Gene: kcnj19b
Product: potassium inwardly rectifying channel subfamily J member 19b
Exons: 3
Coding region: 1-1482 (493 amino acids)
Biological process (GO): potassium ion import across plasma membrane; regulation of monoatomic ion transmembrane transport
Cellular component (GO): plasma membrane
Molecular function (GO): G-protein activated inward rectifier potassium channel activity
Source: RefSeq, a predicted model, not a curated record